AUCUCUACGAAUUUGCCCGAAAAGUUUGGGUCGUCAGACGAGGAUGAGGACGAUGAAGAUGGCAAUUGGAUUGGUGAGUAUGGUACAGACACAGAUUUCGAGAGGCGUCGGGCAGCAGCAGCAGCAGCCUCAGCCUUGGAUGACCCAUUUGGAAGUAGACACGCUAUGGAUUUUGAUGAUAGCGAUGAAGAUGAGGGCGUGGAUGAAGAGGCGUGGAAUUCCCCUUGGCCAAAUUCAUUCGGAGACACAAAGCUGUCCGGCCUUGGCGCUGCAUCACAGUUUAAUGCAUCCUUAACAGAUUGGUCCGAGGACUUCCAAGAUGGUUUCACAGAAUUCAAGACAGCAUCUGCGGAUAGCAAGAAUGAUUUUGAUAUGCCACCAUUCAGUAUCGAUCCAUCAUCUUCUUCUUCUACAGAUCAGAAGAUUGAGUCUGGAUCAAAUGUUUCUACAAAUACCCCUGCUGGUGAUAAAGAGGCUUUGGGCGAUAAAACUAGUACUGCUGAACAGACAACGUCAUCUUCGUUAGCACCGACAUCAGAAUUAACUAGUGGUACGCGGACACAAGAUGACAAGUCGUUGCCUUCAGCAGGAUCAGAACAGCAACAAGAACAACAAAUGGACGUAGAUAUGGAUGUAGUGCCAUUAGCGCCUGUGGUCCAUGGGCAACCUGCAUUAGCUGAUGAUAAACCGGUUUCUAAUCAGGACAAUAAUUCUCCAACAGCAAUGACAAGUUUAUCCUCUACAAAGGAUAAGGAUGUCUCGGAAGGACUGUCUUCAGAGAAUGCCCAAGCAGCUUCAUCAGCAACGUCGACAGAUAUUCAAGUUGACCUUGAACCAGUACCGUUGGCGGAUCCAAAUGCUCCCAAGCUGCAUGAAACUGAUAUUAUUUCACCGACAUCAACAACAGCAGAUAGAACACUUGAAGACAAAACAAAGGACACACCGGUUAAGAAGUCAGAUGCGACCCCUUCAUAAUCUAAUGUUAAAGUAUGGAGUCUCAGAAAUGUAACCCUGUAAGGGAGAAAGAGGCUUUAGCACGAGUGAGC
Messenger RNA from Lobosporangium transversale, 1046 nucleotides. RefSeq lists its product as hypothetical. The coding region runs from base 166 to 975 and encodes 269 amino acids. The transcript is spliced from 2 exons. Lineage: Eukaryota; Fungi; Mortierellomycota; Mortierellomycetes; Mortierellales; Mortierellaceae. The record is from RefSeq and is a predicted model, not a curated record.